AAAUUUGACAACGGCGAAUGGUUUGGCAAAGAAGUGGCGAAAAGGAGAAAAAUUGAUUUGUGAUUUUUUCUUCACCGAGAAAAAGGUGAUUUUCCGUGUAUUUCCGGCGUAGGAAGCAGCGGCAAACGCAAGAUGAUCAACAUCGCGACCCGAGCAGCCAAUUUGCCGCAAUAUCUGAGGGCAACGUCGCAAGUUGUGGCCUCCGGACUGAAGCCUGUGGCUGCAGGUCUUCCACCACUCAAGGAGGUCUCCGUUGCGGGUGCUGUGGUGCCCGCUACGAGUGCCACUCUCAAUGCUCAGCUCCCUAAGCAGGUGGUGAGCGUGAAAUCCGGACCAUUGGUCACGACGCAGGUGCGAUUUGCACAUACGGAUCUCCAGGUGCCGGACUUCUCUGCCUACCGUCGGGAUUCCGUGAAGAAGGCCAACAGGAAGGAUGAUAGUGCUGAAGAUAGGAAAUCCUUCACCUACCUCGUCGUCGGGGGUAGUCUCGUGGGUAGUGCAUACGCCGCCAAGGCUCUUGUUACGCAGUUUGUCAGCUCCAUGAGUGCAUCAGCUGAUGUGCUGGCUCUGGCUAAGAUUGAGAUCAAACUCUCCGACAUCCCCGAAGGAAAGUCAGCAACAUUCAAGUGGCGCGGAAAGCCCCUCUUCAUUCGUCACCGGACAGCUGAAGAAAUUGCCACUGAGCAAUCUGUCCCUCCCAGCUCCCUACGUGAUCCACAAGCUGAUUCCGAUCGAGUUCAGCGAUCAGAAUGGCUGGUUGUAAUUGGCGUUUGCACACAUUUGGGAUGCGUCCCAAUUGCCAAUGCUGGUGACUUUGGUGGCUACUACUGUCCAUGCCACGGAUCCCACUACGAUGCAUCAGGACGCAUCCGGAAGGGACCAGCUCCUCUCAAUCUAGAAGUACCCUUCUACACCUUCCCCGACGACGGGACGCUUAUUGUGGGCUAAAUUGCACAUCCAUCUGUGUAGCCGGAAGCAUCGAACACACCAGGUAGGGGGUGUCAAUAUUUCCGCUCUUUAAAUAAUAAUAAAAAAAAUGUUUUACCAACAAAAGAAAAUAUUACAUUUCGUGAAGGCACACAGAUUGGUGUUUAGAUGAAAAUGUGUAAAUUAUUACAAUUAAAAUUAAACAAUUUAAAAAAAACCAA
Messenger RNA from Lutzomyia longipalpis, 1148 nucleotides. RefSeq names its product cytochrome b-c1 complex subunit Rieske, mitochondrial (gene RFeSP). Gene Ontology annotation, molecular function: 2 iron, 2 sulfur cluster binding; quinol-cytochrome-c reductase activity. The transcript has 3 exons. The coding region runs from base 133 to 948 and encodes 271 amino acids. Gene Ontology annotation, cellular component: membrane. Gene Ontology annotation, biological process: mitochondrial electron transport, ubiquinol to cytochrome c. NCBI's taxonomy places the organism in Eukaryota, Metazoa, Arthropoda, Insecta, Diptera, Psychodidae. The record is from RefSeq and is a predicted model, not a curated record.